CCAUUGAAAUUAACUUAUUCUUAGUGUCUUCAUUAGAGUUACAUUAACCAAAAACAGUAUUUUUAUGCAGGCCCGUCUCAAUGUUAGUGCUGAUGUAUUAAUAAUACCUAGUCUGUCUAUUGGGCCGGGCCAUGUAGAAACCCAGCCGAAAUAUUUAACACGACUCUGUUGGUCAUCUCAUCUUCCCCAAAUGGUCUCACUGGCGAGACUUCACGCCGCGUAUCCGAUCCAUGUCUCCUCCAUGAACUCCACCGCAGAAUCUCCGUAAUCCUCACUUCCUUAAAACUAGUUAAUGGAUAGGAUAAGUCAUCUGCCUGAACAUCUGCUUUUGAGGGUCUUUUCCUUUCUGCCUACUACCAAAGAUGCUGUGGCCAAAAUGGUUUUGUCCAAACGGUGGCAGUAUCUGUGGACGCUUGUGCCAAGACUCGUGUACGAUGAUGGCAAUAAUAGUAAUAUCACGAAAGAGAGUUUCUCGAGGUUUGUAGACAGAUCCUUGCUUUUGCACGAGGCUCCAGUUCUAGAGUAUGUGCGUUUCAAGCUCGGUGAAAAGUCUAGUGAUGUUGAUAAUAUUGGAGUUUGGGCUAGAACUGUAUCUAGGCGCCAUGUCCGUGAGCUGGUCAUCGAGAUUGAUAGAUAUUCUUGUACAGAUCCAGCCAUCCUUCCUAAAAGCUUGUACACGGUCUCUGGAAUGCUUGUGAAGUUGAAACUUGACAACGUGGUUCUUGCUGAUGAUGUUUCUUCACCCGUGUCUUUCCCAUCUCUCAAGGAAUUGACUCUUAUUUCCAUUGAAUACCCAGGUGGUGAUGAACAUGUCAAAAGGUUUUUAUCCAAUUGUCCUCUUCUUGAAAACUUGUAUGUGGACCGAUGUCUUGAAGACAAUGUUACUGUUUUCACCGUUAGAGUGCCUUCUCUUAAGACUUUAUACAUGUGUGAUGCACCGUACAAAGAUGGCUACGGUGGAGAGAGGUUUGUGAUAGAUGCUCCUUCUCUGGAGACGUUGACUAUUGAUGAUUCUGCGGGUGGGUUUUGUGUCUUUGAGAAUGAAAUGCCUAACCUUGUAACGGCACAUAUUGACUUUUACUAUAGACAUCCUGGGAAUAUUCUGAGUUCCAUAACUCCAGUCAGGGUUCUCUAUUUACGUUUAUCACCCUUGGAGGAUGCAUAUUCUAGUGGUUGUGUCUUCCACCGCCUCGUAGAUUUUACGCUAUGCAGAUGUGAGAGGCAGUGGUUGAACCUACUUAUGUGUGUGCUCAGAGAUUCUCCUAAAUUACGAACUCUCAAACUUGUUCAGGUAUAUUUUUAAAUUCACACUGUGUCAUUGACCUGAUUAUUUUUUAAAUUCACUAUCAAGCGAAUGAUCCGAGCCCAUGUUGGAGUGAACCGAGCUUAGUUCCUGAAUGUUUGCUAUCGAGUCUUGAAACUCUCGAAUGUGAAAGCUAUGAAGGAACUAAAAAAGAGAAGGAAGUGGUGGAAUAUAUAUUAAGAAACGGCCGCUGUCUAAAAAAGGUUACCAUCUCCUCUAAACCCAGUGACCCCGAGGAGAAACUUGAGAUGAUUAAGGAGUUGGCAUUGUCGUUCAUGCGUUCACCUAUCUGCCAGCUUGUAUUUAACUGAAGCUACAGUCCGACAUGUCAAGUAACACUGUGUUUGGUCUGAAUCCUAGAUUAGCUAUUAUAACGUUUUAUGUUUUCUUUAUCGUAAGUAAAAAAAACUAUCUUGUCUCCUUUUGCCCUAUUUUGUAACGUUUUUUUUAUUAUUUAUUUGCUGUUAGAUUAAACACUUAAACUGUACACUAUUUGGUUGAUUGAAACUUCAAUAACCAUCGCUUGUUUAGAGA
This is a messenger RNA of Brassica napus (rape), 1837 nucleotides long. RefSeq names its product putative FBD-associated F-box protein At5g50270. The transcript is spliced from 3 exons. The record is from RefSeq and is a predicted model, not a curated record. NCBI's taxonomy places the organism in Eukaryota, Viridiplantae, Streptophyta, Magnoliopsida, Brassicales, Brassicaceae. The coding region runs from base 293 to 1303 and encodes 336 amino acids. Gene Ontology annotation, molecular function: protein binding.